Molecule: messenger RNA, 1059 nt
Organism: Aspergillus steynii IBT 23096
Lineage: Eukaryota; Fungi; Ascomycota; Eurotiomycetes; Eurotiales; Aspergillaceae
Product: alpha/beta hydrolase
Exons: 1
Coding region: 1-1059 (352 amino acids)
Source: RefSeq, a predicted model, not a curated record
AUGAAGAUUGCACACAGCAACGCUGCCAUGGGCAUGCUGAUAAUCGCCAAUGCAAUGUCGGCAACGGCCCAGAACAUGUCAUAUGGAGCCGACAACUUCUACCGCAGCAGAAACGUGACUGGCCACCCGAUUACCUUCAAGGACCAAUAUCAGAUGGAUAUCGCCGGAAACAUCUUCGUCAGCGACAGAAUCAACCGCACCGUCGGUCUCAAUCGCACCGCCAGCCUCCCGGCUAUCGUUGUCGGCCAUCCCAUGGGUGCCGUGAAGGAGCAGAGCUCCAACCUGUACGCUCAGAAACUGGCCGAGCAGGGUUUCGUCACGGUUUCACUUGAUCUCCCAUUCUGGGGAAGCAGCGAGGGCGAGCCGCGCAAUGCUGUAUCGCCAGACCUCUACGCAGAGGCAUUCAGCGCGGCGGUUGACUACCUCGGCACGCAGGAGUUCGUCGAUCGCGAGCGCAUCGGCGGUCUAGGCAUUUGUGGCAGCGGAUCCUUCCUGAUCAGCGCGGCGAAGAUCGACCCACGCGUCAAGGCCAUCGCCACAUCCAGCAUGUACAACAUGGGCGCUGUUGCGCGCCACGGGCUGCAGAGGUCUCAAAGCGUGGAGGAGCGCAAGGAGGUCAUCGAACAAGCAGUCCAACAGCGCUGGACUGAAGUGGAUGGUGGCGAAACUGAGUACACCCCCGGCACUGUCACUGAGCUGACGGCCAACUCGACGGCCAUCGAACGUGAGUUUUACGAUUUCUACCGCACCAGGCGUGGCGAAUUCACGCCUCCCGGCAUUUCAUCCAACAUCACCACUAUGCCGACAGUCUCGAGUAAUACGAAGUUCAUGAAUUUUUACCCGUUCAACGAUAUCGAUACUAUCUCGCCGCGUCCUAUGCUGUUUAUCUCGGGUGACCAGGCGCAUUCGCGUGAGUUCAGCGAGGACGCUUAUGCGCGUGCGGCUGAGCCAAAGGAGUUGGUUUGGGUUCCUGGUGCUGGCCACGUCGACCUGUAUGAUCGCGUGGAACUCAUCCCAUUCGACAAGCUCACUCAGUUCUUCCAGUCCAACCUCUCCUAG